AUGAACGCUACUGUCCAUAAUAUUACGACCAACGUUUUUGUUGCGAGCAGUGUACAGUGGACGGCAGUGUGGAGUUUCUCCAUCGUCCUGCAGCUGACAUUCUUCAUCGUGCUAAUCAUCCUGAAUAUGUUCAUGCUACUCUUCUUCAUUCGGCACAGAACACUGCGCACGGGGUUCAGCGUGUAUCUCCUUGUCCUUCUUGCCGCGAACAUCUUCUUUGCUGUGGGCAAAUAUACCGUGGAAAUUCUGCACUCCCUGUACCGGCACUGGUGGAUGUCGCGCGCCGUGUGCAGUUUCUACCUGUACCACAGUUGGGUGUUUGUCGGUGUGCAGUUGCAUAUGCACUUUCUUAUCACCAUCAAUCGCCUGUGGGCGUUGACCUUUCCGCUGUCGUAUCGCAAUCGCCACAGCAGUGCGAUAGCGUGGCUGUUGUCGGCCGGCAUCGUGGCGUAUGUGCACAUGACACCAGAGUUUGGUUGCUAUUUAGACACGGCUAAGCAAGGCUUGUAUGCCGCUGUAGUUAAUCAGUUAGCGUUUACUUUACCUGCUGUCGUGGUGGUUGCUUCCUAUCCCUACAUUCUGUACAAAUAUCUUCGCCGGCGGCGAACGAAUAACAUGAGGGUAACAGCAGCAACCAGCCCAAGGCAACAAACCGGCGACAACGUCCACCCUUUCCUGAUCCUAACGCUACUGACCGGCAGUAUACUUAUCUGCUGGAUGCCUAGCCAAAUCUACUGGACGCUGUACACUGUCAUGGACGUCUCGAACUUAUCUCUGUUAUUCCAGAGCGCGACAGUUUUGUUAGCUCUUCAGGGCGUUCUGGAUCCCAUACUUUUUGCGCUGGCUUUAAGGAGCGUUCGCUUGGCCCUUUUAAAACUGUGCCAGAAAAGGGCCACUUAAUUCUCUUGGCAUGCUCGAAUGAUUCUACGUAUAAAGGCGAUACUAAUUUUGCUUGAUACUCUGUUCUGGUGACUUUGUAAGUUUUCUCGUAUUACGACA
Paramacrobiotus metropolitanus is the source of this 999-nucleotide messenger RNA. RefSeq names its product substance-P receptor-like. The record is from RefSeq and is a predicted model, not a curated record. Gene Ontology annotation, cellular component: membrane. The coding region runs from base 1 to 900 and encodes 299 amino acids. Gene Ontology annotation, molecular function: G protein-coupled receptor activity. Lineage: Eukaryota; Metazoa; Tardigrada; Eutardigrada; Parachela; Macrobiotidae. Gene Ontology annotation, biological process: G protein-coupled receptor signaling pathway. The transcript has 3 exons.